AAUGAUUCUCACAAAGUCUUCAGUAAUGCUAAAACCAUUGUAAAUCAUUGGAGAAUCCAUAAUGAAGAGAGAUCUUACAAGUGUAACAAAUGUGGCAAAAUUUUCAGACAUCGUUCAUACAUUGCAGUUCAUUGGCAAACUCAUACUGGAGAGAAACCUUACAAAUGUCAUGACGGUGGCAAGGUCUUCAGUCAAGCUUCAUCCUAUGCAAAAACAGGAGAAUUCAUACAGGAGAGAAACCUCACAAGUGUGAUGAUUGUGGCAAAGCCUUUACUUCAUGUUCACACCUUAUUAGACAUCAGAGAAUCCAUACUGGACAGAAAUCUUACAAAUGUCAUAAGUGUGGCAAAGUCUUCAGUCCGAGGUCACUCCUUGCAGAACAUCAGAAAAUUCAUUUUUGAGAUAACUGUUCCCAAUGCAAUGAGUAUAGCAAACCGUCAAGCAUUAAUUGACACUAGAGACAAAUCAGCAUUGAUUUGAGUUUGUAUUGACUUAACAUUCAGUUCAAGCCUUAAUUGACAUUAAAGUGUUUAUGUUAAGA
Molecule: messenger RNA, 541 nt
Organism: Chlorocebus sabaeus (green monkey)
Lineage: Eukaryota; Metazoa; Chordata; Mammalia; Primates; Cercopithecidae
Source: RefSeq, a predicted model, not a curated record